AUGGGCAAAAUUCCCCGACGAAGCGCUGGACCUAAACAGGUCAGGACUUAUUUGAUCCAUACCCUCGUCCACAAACACGACGUUACUUCCGAAAUCGCCCAAGCCACUGCCAAUCUGUGGAAAUUCGGCCGCUCAGAUGACUUACGAAAGAGUUCCAAGAUGGAUUUCGUCCGGGUCUUUGGGAAGGAAAUUGGACCGUUCCUCUACGCCAGUGUCGACGAAGAUAAAUACGCUGAGUGGCGGGCCUCCACCUCAGGAAUUAUCAACUACUGGGCUAUGAUCAUUGCCUGCGUUGCUGCCGCCUUCUUCCUUUUCCGGGCGUUUUACUCGCCCGCACAUAUAUGGAAGAACGUGGUGCGAGCGUAUUUGGUGUGGGGGCCGACGUUUCUGAUCUGUGCGGGUCGGGAGUACGAUGUGCGAGAUGGCUCCCUUCAGUUCGGGAUGGCUAUAGUGGGGAUGAUGUCGAAUUUUUUUGCGCCGAUAAUCCUUGGUGGUCUUUGGUUAGCGAAGAAACACCAAGGCGAGUAG
Molecule: messenger RNA, 528 nt
Organism: Penicillium cinerascens
Lineage: Eukaryota; Fungi; Ascomycota; Eurotiomycetes; Eurotiales; Aspergillaceae
Exons: 1
Coding region: 1-528 (175 amino acids)
Source: RefSeq, a predicted model, not a curated record